Messenger RNA from Heterobasidion irregulare TC 32-1, 769 nucleotides. RefSeq lists its product as uncharacterized. The coding region runs from base 189 to 710 and encodes 173 amino acids. The record is from RefSeq and is a predicted model, not a curated record. The transcript has a single exon. NCBI's taxonomy places the organism in Eukaryota, Fungi, Basidiomycota, Agaricomycetes, Russulales, Bondarzewiaceae.
CACUCCCUCCGCCCCUCGCCCGUCCUCGUGGUCCUCACUUCCUGCGGGCCGUUUACUGCAUCCAUGCUUGACACCUCGAUGCUUGCCAUCCAGGCUUGACACCUCGAUGCUUGCUGAUCCUGCCUGCCUGCCUGUCAGUUUUUUUUGUCUCGGAAGAACGAACAUCAACGAGGAGCCGGCGCCCGCUGAUGCCCCAGCCCAAAAGCAUGACUAAUCCCAGCCUAUCCCCUUCCACCUCCCGUGAACACUUCCAGGGCCCGCCUCCGUCCUCGGGGCCGCAGUUACAGUUGGUGCCUCUCAUCGGGAUCCCCCGCCGUCGCUCUCGCACCUCUUCCAACUGGCACCGACAUCGAUGCACCGAUGCUCUGUGCACCCGGCACCCUCCCGCCCGGCAACGCACACCCCGCAAUCUGACACCCCAGCCGAGUCGAUCCAGAAGACGCGCCGACGAGCGUGUCACCGGUCUGACGCGCGCCAAGCCCGGGCCCGCCCAGCGAGGCAGAGCGAUGUCCCGCUGCGACCGCUCCCAGCCGCUCCCUCCCCCCCUCUCCCUCUUCGACGACGUCAGCGCCCCGAUUCCCGCCAGGCGCGCGCCAAGCCUGCUUCCACAGCCCACGUCGCUCCAAAACCCCAGACAGGCGGCAGUCGCCAUCCGCCGAAAUCCGCCAGAUUGGGCGCAAGAGACACUGCUCCAGUGUCUGCGACUUUAGCGAUAUCUCUCCAUGGCGCUAUCGCUCGCUCCAGCCAGUUCAUCGAUUGCCAUCCCGAU